Messenger RNA from Oryzias latipes (Japanese medaka), 3054 nucleotides. It is a transcript of the gene wdsub1, whose product is annotated as WD repeat, sterile alpha motif and U-box domain containing 1. NCBI's taxonomy places the organism in Eukaryota, Metazoa, Chordata, Actinopteri, Beloniformes, Adrianichthyidae. Gene Ontology annotation, molecular function: protein binding; ubiquitin-protein transferase activity. Gene Ontology annotation, biological process: protein ubiquitination. The record is from RefSeq and is a predicted model, not a curated record.
AAAAAAUAACAGUGGUUACUCAAUCCCCAUGACGUCACAUUCAGCUGAUCCACAAGGAAGUAAACUGAUCGAGGCGAAGAUAGUAUCCUUUGAGGAACAUCUCCCAAGAUGGCCUCCCUCGUCUGCACUUUACAAGACCACCAAGACGAUGUCAACUGGUGUGCCUUCUCCACCAAGCUGUUGGCCACGUGCUCCGGAGACAAGACUAUCAGGAUCUACAACACCAGCGACUUCUCAGAGCUGCCCUUCUCCCCGCUGUCAGGACACGGCUACAGCGUUCACUGCUGCUGCUUUAGUGCCUGUGGGCAGUUUCUUGCCUCCUGCUCCACAGAUGCCACAACGAUGGUCUGGUCGAUGACCACGGGGGACAUCGAGGCCGUCCUGGAGCAUCCGGGCCGCAGUCCUGUCAGGAUCUGUGCCAUAUCUCCUGACUCCGUGCACCUAGUUUCUGGUGCAUCUGAUGGAACUUUGGCUCUCUGGGAUUUUCCAUCCAAACAACUACGCAGGACCACCGCUGUGAGCGACACCACAAUGGUAGCUUGCUCCUUCAGCCCCUGCAGUCAGAUGUUUGUGAGCGGCUCCACCUACGGAGACCUGCGACUGUGGGACCUGAACGUGAACCAGCUGCACGCAGAGAAGAACGCACAUGACCUGGGGGUGUCAAGCUGUGCUUUUGCUCCCAGCAUCCUCAGUGGGGGUCAGGUGGUUCAGUUCAGAGUAGCAUCCUGUGGACAAGACUGUCUCCUGAAGAUAUGGGCCAUUUCCAAGUUCAGCUCUGGAGCUUGUAAGAUGCAGCUUCUGCACAUAUUAAGCGACCAAUCAGCUCCGGUCCUCUGCUGUGCAUACUCCUCGGAUGGACAGUUGCUCGUAUCUGGUUCUGUUGACAAAAGCGUUACAAUAUAUGAUGCAACUAAUGCAGUUUUACUUCACAAGCUAAACCAACAUGCCAGGUAUGUGACAGCAUGCGCCUGCUCUGCAACAUCGCCACUGAUCGCAACAGGAUCCAUGGAUAAAAGCGUCAACAUAUGGAGGCUGGAAAAUGGAUGUGAUUCCUGGCAGAAAGGGGGAAAAUCUUUACCUCAAGAAACUGCACAGAUGUCAAACAACGGGAGAGCCUCAGCGGGACGAUCAAAGCUGCUGGUCGCCGAUUGGUCAGAGGAGGAUGUGUCAGAGUGGCUGGUGGAGGAGGGCCUCCAGGGAUUGGUGGACAAAUUCAGGACCAACAACAUAGAUGGGACAGAGCUACUCAGCCUCACCAAGGAAACGCUGGCGUCAGAGCUGCACAUAGAGUCGGUGGGGCUGCGCAGCAAAGUCCUAAGGAAGGUGGAGGAACUGAAGAGCGAUUCCGUCUGUUCUGGCGUCCCCGAUGAGUUCACGUGUCCCAUCACCAGAGAGCUGAUGAGGGAGCCCGUCAUCGCUGCAGAUGGUUACUCCUAUGAGAGAGAGGCCAUCGAGAGCUGGAUCCACACCAAGAACCGUACCAGCCCCAUGACCAACCUGCCUUUACUGACCACCCUGCUCACCCCAAACCACACUCUCAAAAUGGCUAUCGGCCGCUGGAGGACCAGCCACUAGCAUCCAGGACGGCUCGGUCCUUCCCACUCAAGAAACAAAAGCUGGCAUCUUAAUCCGACAGUACAGCUGUUCCAUCCGGACCCCUGAGAUCUGCCAUUCUGUUUGUUUUCCAGCUAUCCCUACCCUACUCACUAUUUUUUAAAUAUAUUUACCUGAAUCUCCUGGUUUCAGUCAUUUAAAACCUGAACUCACCUUAUCCAGGUAACCAGGGCCGGGCGGGCCCGUCCUGCAGCAUUUCAGAGCUCUGACUGAAGAAUCCACCUGCUACUGUGUAACACUUUCUGAUGGUUAUGCUGGUAGUCUGCGUUUUACCCCCCACUCUGUGGGCCAACAUCUAACUCUAGAGCUACGAACACACUGGGCAUGUGAACACGUGUUUAGCCCAUGGUGCUCACGCUGGACCAGCAGGAAGGGGCCUCUUCUUCUUGUUCUUUUCUACUGUUUACUAGCGCAUGUCCGCCACCUACAGUUGGAAGAGACUUGGCGUUAAAUGUCGACGCGGUGCAAAUCUCGUGAAUCUUGCUCCAGGCCUUUUCUUUCACAGCUCUGUUUCAAUAUAUGAAAGACUCGGUGCCGUAUCAUUCCGGCCGAGUACAAACCGCAAUUAUUGACUUCUCCUCUGUGAUCAUUUUUCAAAGGGUUUUCAUUUCUGCAAAUUAAAAGGGAUGUCAUCCAUAAAUCACAGCAAAGUCGGAGUCCCUGAUUGGUCAAAGUUCGAUCUGGUUUAACCAGCAAACUGUGUUCAAUGGCCAAACGUUUUGUAUGUAGAGCUCGAAAACAGUCUUAAAAAUGGGCGGAGCUACGUGUGAACGUGAGAGUUUUGAACACAGAAAAUCAUGCAUUUAUACGCUAGCCCAAAUCCAGUCCUCGAGUGCCGUGUCUUAUAUGUUCUCCAACCAUCCUGCCAUUGAAGCUCCUUCUUGGCUAAACACACCUGAUACAGGUAAUCAGCAGCAGAUGAGGUAGGAUUUCUGGAAAACUAGCAGGAAGCCGGCCCUCAAGGCCUGGAUUUGGGCACCCAUGACAUUGACAUUUCAUUAAAAGUGGCUGCUUAAACGCGCGUUGCCGAGGGCGGUGUGAAGGUAACUUAAACCAUGACAGAAAAUCUUUUAACAAAUGUCAGUCUUUAUCUUGAGUUGACUUUCUUUUUUUCAUUUCUUUAACGUUUCUAUCUGCUGCUUUUGAUUGCUCUUGUGGCCUUUAAUCAAUAUUUCUGUGUAACACUGCAAAAGAAGUCGAUGUACAAACGCAUUUCUUCAUUAAUAUUUUUUAUUAAACCACAAUAAUAAUGUGGUAACAUUCUGAAUAGCAUAGUAUGACUCUGAAAAGGGUAUAUGAGAUCUAUGGGCAUAUAGCAAUGUAAGAAGAUUCUUUAAAGUUUUCUUUUUCAUCCUUCACUUUAUAAGGCUCUCUUUGUAUCUACAUAAACAUUUCAUCUGGAUAUGUUAUCUGCUAUGCAAAAAUAAAUAACAUACUGCA